GUGGCCGGUAGUUAGGGAGCAGGCCGCGGAGCCUGCGGCUGGAUGAAGGGCGUCCGUGCAGAGUUCCCCGAGCGAUGGGGCCGCCGUUUGAGGGUGUUGAGGCAGAAAUACCCGUCCCGGAGUUAGCUGUGGUGCGAGGUGGCUGUGGGAGCGGGCCAAGUAACGCCCCGUUUCUCUCCCGUACGCCUUAGGGUGCCUUGAUGAAUAACUUAAAUGACCCUCCCAACUGGAACAUCCUGCCAAAUCAACGAGAGCCCGGGGAUGACGGCAGCAGAUGGAACUACGCCUUGCUGGUGCCCAUGCUGGGCUUGGCCGCCUUCCGUUGGAUCUGGACCAGAGAAUGUCAAAAAGAAAUAGAAAGAGAAAAAAAAGAAUAUUAUAAAAAACACUCAUCUUUACAAAAAGAGCUGGAAGCCAAAUACCGGGAUAUAAUCACAGAAAAUCGUCGCACGGUCGCUCAUUUGGAGUUGGAGCUUGAAAAGGAACGCCACAGAACCCUGAGUUACCGUGAAGCCCUUGUGUCCCAGAGUCGCAAACUAGUAGAAGAAAGAAGGAUCCUAGAACAGGAGCAGGAGAAGUUAGAGCGAGAAAAACAAGUCCUUUUGCGCUCAGGAGCAGAAGGUAACUUGUAUCAAAGUUGUCUGGCAAAGGAAGAAGAGUGGCAAAAGAGAGCCAAUAUUGUACUAAAAGAAUUUGAAGAGGGACUCAAAGAAAGACAGGACAUCUACUGCAGCCUUGUUGUACCCAGAGGCCAGAGACUAGAAAUAGAGAGAAAUCUGCUAGUUAAAGCAGCAACUGAUCCUGUUGCUAUGGCUCUACAUAUGGAAAGUGGCUUAAAAGAUAUUUUCAAACAUGAUAACUACUGUGGCAAUCUGCUGAACAGAAACAAAAGUCAAAAUGGAAGACUUAUGUGGCUGUAUCUGAGAUAUUGGGAACUAGCUAUUGAACUACAGAAGUUCAAGAGGGCAGAAAAGGCCAUGUUAGGAAAACGCUAAGUAGGGGAAGUAAUGGGAUUUCAUGUGAUCCACCGUGCAUAGUAGGGACAAUCACAGUUGUAGUGUGAAGGUGUUAAAUUCUCCUACUGCGUUUCCGUUUCUCCUCCUUGUUGCACUUAUAUUUGCAUGGGAUGUGCAGUGUCGGUGCCUUUCCUUUCACUGUCUAACAACAGAUGGUCCAGUGAGCUAUGCAUGCUCUUAAACUCUGUUGUGUUUGUAUUCCAGGCUGCCAUGUCGUAUAGAGAGAUGCCAGCUUCCAUAGGUAUCAGAAGCAGCAAAACAGAAUUUAGAGUGAUUUACCUAGUCGAUGGUCAUACUCCAUCAACAGAGAAGUGGGAUUUGUCUCCCCUAAGUGGGGUAGCACAUUGUACUCCUUAUCCCUGAUGUUUUACAUGAUGUCUCAAUGCUAUCUUUUUUUAAUUGUUUUUUUAAGUUUGCUUGUUUUGUUUAAGCAAGACUGGUUCUGAAGCAGAUGUUUGGAAGAGACUGUGUUUGAGCAAGCUACUUGCCACGUAAAUCCUAAGUGUAUAUACAUACAUUUAUAUAAAUUAUGUAUGUGUGAAUGUGUAUGUGUAUAAAUGUAUGUAUUAGUAUUCUGAGGGGGGGAAUAGUAUGAUCUUGUUUCAAAUUUAAUCAGUCUUGCAUUGUCUUCCAGCUUAAUAUAGAAAUAGUACUUUAUGAAUGAAACAUCCAAAAGAAGCUAAUUGAAAUAACACACAAAGAAACAGAUUCAUGAAAGUCUCAUUGGAGCUAGGGAUCCAUGCUUGAAUACUAGGAAGUGUAUAAACUCAAAGUUACAUUCUCAUCAUAUUGGAGAUAUGUUAAGAAUACUUAGGGUUUUUUUCUCAGUCAAAGUUUUAGUUGUAACCCAACAGUGUGCUUCCAUUAUAGACAUCACUGUGCUGCUGCCUGGUUAGCUUGCAGGAACCUCCGUGGGUUACAGCCAUUGUACCUGGCUCUGUUCCCUGAACAGGUCCCAUUUGUUAUUUGCAGAUAGGAACCUGAAUGCAACCUGCACUGGUAGCCACUACCUCCCUCUCUGACCGUCUCAGAUCUCCCAGGACUGAAGGAUACUCUUCCACGACUCUUAAAGUUUGAGCUUAUGGUUCACCACUUCACAUACACAUGACCAUGAAAGCCUACAGAUACACAAGCUUUGCAGACUUUAAAGAUAGGGGGCUUUUUAAUUUAGUUAGUGCAGUAAAAGAAACAGAUCUAGAU
Molecule: messenger RNA, 2216 nt
Organism: Haliaeetus leucocephalus (bald eagle)
Lineage: Eukaryota; Metazoa; Chordata; Aves; Accipitriformes; Accipitridae
Gene: CCDC127
Product: coiled-coil domain containing 127
Exons: 2
Coding region: 201-995 (264 amino acids)
Source: RefSeq, a predicted model, not a curated record